AUGGACGAAUUCUAUACAGAUGCGCAGUAUGGCAAUGACUUCGGCUACUACUCCACGGGCCGUGUGUUGGGGAAGAGCGACGGCAAGAGCGCUCAGGAAUUCGCUCAUUACACGACCUACCCGAUGGCGCUCUCCCCACAUUUUGGUCGAGUGCUUUGUCGAGUGGUCUUCAUCAUGUGGCUUCAGAUGAACGAGAAGGCACCCUUCCGUGUGGUCGAAAUUGGCGCAGGAAGUGGCCAGCUGGCGCAUGACAUCCAAGAAUGUGUGAAGCGGAACGAAUUGGGCAUCGACCCGCCCGUGUGGAGGCGGCGUUUCUUUCUUUUCGAACCCGCGGUUUCGAUCCGCGUGUUCUUUGGGUCGAAGACACCAGAGGUUCGUUCUCCCGGCAAAGUCCACCAACCGAAGACCCAAUCAACUUCAAUCACCCUAUUAUUAUGA
Durusdinium trenchii is the source of this 438-nucleotide messenger RNA. NCBI's taxonomy places the organism in Eukaryota, Dinophyceae, Suessiales, Symbiodiniaceae. The record is from the annotation of a GenBank genome assembly.